UAGUUAACACAGUCGCUAAAAUGGAGCUAAAAUUAGAGCACAUUUAUCAGGGGCGUCAAUCUCUGAGUCCGAGUGGUGAUCGCACAAUAUCUAUGCGUGAUUUACGCGUUACUACCAUUGCUAAUCUUGGUGCUACCAGAGAUGGCUAUGAUUGCAUUGAUAUUAGUAACAAUGAGAUUCGGAAGCUCGAGAAUUUCCCGUUACUUCCACGGUUACGAACUUUGAUCGUUGCCGGUAAUCGCAUAAGUAAGAUAUCUGAAGACUUUGCUACAUCGCUUCCUAAUUUGACAUCAUUGGUUUUAACUGGGAACAACAUCACUCAUUUAAAGGAUAUAAGUCCUAUUUUUUCUGCAACUAAGCUGGAACGCCUUUCACUUUUAAACAACCCAGUGACCGCUUUACCAAACUUCAGGUAUUAUGUGUUGUAUAGGUUACCAUUACUUCGAUUCCUCAAUUUUUCCAAAGUGACUAAUAAAGAGCGUGAGAUGGCUGCUUCAUUUUUUCGUACUGCAGAUGGUAUUUCAAUGUUACGUGAGCUAGGUUACGAGUUUCAAGAUUCAGAUGCGUUGAAUAUGGGCCAAGAUUCGAUAACACCAGUGUUGGAUAAAACCAACAACGUCAGUUCACUGUUGCAAAUCGAGGAGCGCCUCCUCGACUCGAUGUCUGAGAUGCCUUCUGCAACUUAACUAAAUCUUGUAGAGAUAUUGCU
This is a messenger RNA of Babesia bovis T2Bo, 709 nucleotides long. RefSeq names its product putative U2 small nuclear ribonucleoprotein A'. Gene Ontology annotation, molecular function: U2 snRNA binding; protein binding. The coding region runs from base 21 to 686 and encodes 221 amino acids. NCBI's taxonomy places the organism in Eukaryota, Apicomplexa, Aconoidasida, Piroplasmida, Babesiidae. Gene Ontology annotation, biological process: mRNA splicing, via spliceosome. The record is from RefSeq and is a predicted model, not a curated record. The transcript is spliced from 4 exons.